AUGACCUCAUCAGGCCGGCCUCAUAAUAAAGUUCUUUGGUCCCUCGGAUUCUGCGAUUGCCUGUCCGACAUGAAAAUUUGUUGCAUUGCCUGUUGGCGCCCAUGUAUCACUUUUGGCCGGAUUACUAAGAUUGUUGACAAAGGAUCAACAGCUUGUGGUGCAAGUGCGAUCAUUUACAUACUAAUAAAGGUACUCAUCGAUUGUCCAAGCUUUUAUUCUUGCUUUUACCGUACGAAAAUGAGAGAGCAGUAUAUGUUGAAGGGAGGCGGCUGUGGGGAUUGCAUGCUGCAUUGUUGCUGCGAGAUUUGUGCCUUGACUCAAGAAUAUCGUGAGCUCAAGAACCGUGGGUUUGACAUGUCUAUCGGUAUUUGGCAUGCAAAUGUGGAAAAGAAUCAAGGACUGGCCAUGGCUCCAGUGCUGGAAAAAGGAUGAGCAGAUAGAUGACAGGUUGCUCUCUUAAUAUAUUUCAAUCUGUUUACUAUGUUGUUUAUUUUUUUUUCUUUUUUUUCUUUCUUUUUGUGGAUUUUCCUUCCAUUUGGAUGAUUGUACUGUCUGUAGUAAUUUUAUUUUCAAGAUGCUGAUGAUGAUUGUCAAAAGGGCUAAAAAAAGGAAUAUUGUCCUUUAAAGAGCGAAGGGGAAAUUACAAAAUUUUUCUUUUGUGAAGGUUCAUCUUGUUGCUCUACAGGCUACUGCCUUCUCUCUCUUCUCCUGUCUCUAAUGCCUUGGGUAGGA
Molecule: messenger RNA, 732 nt
Organism: Theobroma cacao (cacao)
Lineage: Eukaryota; Viridiplantae; Streptophyta; Magnoliopsida; Malvales; Malvaceae
Product: protein PLANT CADMIUM RESISTANCE 2-like
Source: RefSeq, a predicted model, not a curated record